Molecule: messenger RNA, 1100 nt
Organism: Arachis stenosperma
Lineage: Eukaryota; Viridiplantae; Streptophyta; Magnoliopsida; Fabales; Fabaceae
Exons: 5
Coding region: 1-984 (327 amino acids)
Source: RefSeq, a predicted model, not a curated record
AUGACUAUCAAUAUAAAUAUAAUACAAUUUAAAGGUCAGAAUGGGAAUGUGGACAAUUUGAUUGUUGAUGUAGCGCCAUCAACUGAAGUUUAUUUCCGGAAUAAUUCUGGUAGUUUGGACAUUGAUUCGACUAAAAGUUUAGAUGAAUGUACUUCCACCCCUGUAGAAUCCCCUGCAAAUCCAAUGUUGGAUAGUGGCAUAAAAAUUUCUGGUGAACAACCAUUUGGGUCAGAGUAUUCUGAAAAUUCGGAGAGUGAGCAUAGUUUAGUGGGAAAAACAGUUGGAGACAUAAACUUACCCUCCCCAGUUCUUUCCAUGGAAAACCAUUACAGUAGUUCAUUUAAUGAUUCCGAGACUGUUGACACUGAAGAGUACACGUGUGAAUUAGAAGCUUUAGAUGACAGCAAUAACAAUACUGCUGAAGAUGUUCCCUCAUUCUUUGAAGUUUCCACUAUGGAAAACCUAUCUGUUGAGAACCAAGGUGAUUCAGCUCAUUCUGCUGGGAGCUGUUCCAUAAAUGUAGACUCUUUGGCCAACUUGUCUUUGGAGGAGAAGGUAGCAAAUUUUAUUCAGAAUGGAGAUUUAGAUCCAGUUGAAGAUGGGUAUGAUUCCCAGGAAAAUAAAGUGAAUAUUGGAGCAGAAGCUGCUGUUGAUAUGCCCCUAGGUAUCCUUCCACUUGAAGACAAUAAUUCCAUGGCACAUAAUGGGAGCUCAUUGACAUCCCAGCAUGUUGUUCCAUCUGGAACAUCGAAUCAGCUCUUUGGGGAUGAGCAGAUGCAGCAUGUGGAUCUAACUACAAAUUCUGAUGAAGAUUUGGAUGCUGAGGUUUCAAACGUGCCAAAUCAAAGCGAGAUAAACUAUCUCAAGUUCAUGCUGGUAGUAAUUGUAAACUUGUUUUAUAGUUUACAUUUGUAUAUGUCUUGGGAGUUCUAUCCCCCCCCCCCCCAAAAAAAAUGCUUAAGAAUAGUCGUAGCUCAAAUCUGACAACAUUCUAGAUUCUACUUCUUGUUUUGUUGAAGUACCAACAAGAUCUUAGCUUGCUAAGCAGCUGAACUAAUGUGUGGAACUUAUUAUCAUAUGGAUGUAAAACAAAUCAUGUU